Messenger RNA from Dermacentor silvarum, 4364 nucleotides. RefSeq names its product protein Fe65 homolog. Gene Ontology annotation, biological process: regulation of DNA-templated transcription. The record is from RefSeq and is a predicted model, not a curated record. Gene Ontology annotation, molecular function: amyloid-beta binding; transcription factor binding. The transcript is spliced from 11 exons. The coding region runs from base 172 to 1689 and encodes 505 amino acids. Gene Ontology annotation, cellular component: cytoplasm; nucleus. NCBI's taxonomy places the organism in Eukaryota, Metazoa, Arthropoda, Arachnida, Ixodida, Ixodidae.
GCCAGCCUGCGCAGUCGCAGCAGUGCCCGUCGGGCGAAGCCGGCGGGUGCCAGCAAGUGGUGUGGCAUUGCGUUGAGAUCGCUCGCAGCAGCAGAUAACGGAGUGACCUUGUAUCUCUCUGAUCGCGUUCGGAUGUGACAUCUGCAUACGUCGAGCAAGGGCGAUGGCCGAAUGCUGACCGGAAUGAACUCGCUAAGCACCAACCACGCUUUUUGCUUGGAGCGUGAUGAAGACUCUGGUGACCUGGAUGUGAACUUGAAUGGACCCGUUCGGGUUAAAAGCCGCUGGAGCUAUGCACAGCUACAUGUUCAAUCCAUGGGCAUCGACCUGACCAGCCAGCCUAUGCUUGAACAGCCAGAUGGUGACAAUAACUUACUGUCAGAGAAGGAGGUGGAUGAGGCAGAGCAACAGGACCUGCCCGAGGGCUGGGAGCGCCACCUAGAUGACGACGGUCCCUACUACUGGCACAUCCGCACUGGGACCAUCCAACGUGAGCGACCACGGGAGGGGACCACUCGCUCUCUCCCGACACCUGAAAGCCGGCCGCUACUCCCCCCGCCACCCGAACCACCGGCUGCUCAGCCACAGGAGGACUGUGUAGCUGGUGGCAGCAGCAGCGGGGAGGCAAUGCGCUUUGCCGUGCGUUCUCUGGGCUGGUCAGAGAUUCCCGAGAGUGAGCUGACCCCAGAGCGGUCAAGCCGGGCACUGAACCGCUGCAUUGUGGACCUGUCACUCGGCCGAGGGCUUGAUGGUGUGGGUCGAUGGGGCGAGGGGCGAUCCUUGCUCCUGGAGCUGGACGGCUUCCAACUGCGUCUGCUGCGGCCCCAAGAUGGCACAGUGCUUCACUGUCAGCCCCUGCAUGCCAUUCGCGUUUGGGGCGUUGGCAGGGACAAUGGCCGGGAGCGGGACUUUGCAUAUGUAGCACGUGACAGCGGCACCCGACGCUUCAUGUGCCACGUCUUUCGUUGCGACAUGCCAGCACGCAUUAUCGCCAAUGCCUUGCGAGACGUCUGCAAGAAGAUGGUGCUGGAGCGGAGCCUCUCCGAUCCAUCUGGUGAUAAGCGGGCAGCACCUGCGGAGCCUCCAUCCCGGCGUGUAGGUUCUGCCCUGGACCGCCUCGCCAGCCUUUCAUUGGAGGAGGGUGUGGAAGGGGGCCUGCUGCGGCCCAUGGAGGAGCCGCGCAAGGUGCUGCGGGCCCUGUACCUGGGCAGCAUGCCUGUGGCGGCAGCCGCCGGCAUCGACCUGCUCAACGGGGCCAUUGACACCCUGCUCGACCGCGUACCUCGCGCACAUUGGCUGCCCGUACAGGUGGCAGUGGCCCCUUCGACAGUGACGGUGACAUUGGAUCCGGCGGGCGGCGGGCGUGGCCAGGUGCUGGCCGAGUGCCGUGUUCGGUUCCUCUCGUUCCUUGGCAUUGGCAAGGAAGUCACGAAUUGUGGGUUCAUCAUGCACACAGCCCAGGACCAAUUUGAGGCGCACGUGCUUCAUUGUGAUCCAUCUGCGGGUGCGCUCUGCAAGACCAUUGAGGCUGCAUGCAAACUGCGCUACCAGAAGUGCCUCGAUGCGCACCGGCAAGCCAACAACUCUCCACCUCCGCAGCAGCAGCCCACUAAGGCGCUGUCAUCACUCAAGGGAGUCCUGGGCAGCAUCGUGGGCCGCGCCAUUGGAGUCGUGCAACAAGUCUCCUGAAGCCUGGCUGUACCGGAGACCACUUUCGUUUAGCUCCGAGUUGAGCUUUCACUGUUUGUUUUGACCCAGUGCCUGAGCAGGCAUGCCUCCUAGUGCGCGUGUGCUUGCUGUGGUGUGGCGAGGUUCCUCUCUGUUGCUGGUCGAGGCUGCUAAGUUGGCUAUUUGUAAAGCCGACUGUUUGGAAUUCUUUAAUGUGGCAUCAGAGAUCAGGCAGCUAGCCAUACUACAGCUGCCGCGUCACGCUUCGUGCAGCUGCCAUGGCGAGUUGGUGUUGGCGGGAGGGUGGGAGUUGACCAGGGCAGAAGGCAAUAGCGAUAUUGCAGCUGGCAUGUACUGUGGUGUCUCUCGUAGUUUUAGAUGCUUAUAAGAUGUUGAACUCGCAACGUGCACCGCCUUGCCCCUGACGUUUGGCUGUACGAAGGUAUACGAUACAAAAGACAAGCAUUCCAGAUUAUUUGGCUCUCGCAUCGAGGCAAGACAGCCAUGUAAAUCUCGAAUAUAAGCUAGUGUGCUGCCUCAACAUCUGUAGCUGCGGGGUGCCGCAGCUGUUAGCGAGAGCUGCAUGUAAGGUGCGGGCUUAUUGUCUGUUCUUCUUCCUCGCAAAGCAUCGACAUGUGACACUGCAGGCAUGUGAUUCAGACCAUUAUUUUUUUUUUUUUUCUCAUGUCUUGGUGCCUUUGGGACCAGAUAACUGUUAGCUUGCUUCCUGGCAGUCAGCAAUACUGUACCCUGUCUCUCAACUUCCGUGCAGUGCCGUGGAAACUGUCGAGCACGGUUUGGCAUCCUUGCUUCCCUUUCUUUUUUUUUUUUUCUAUAGCGUAAAGUUGUUCUGCAUUCAAAACUCGUGUUGAGUGUUGCCUGUGCAGUGUAUCGUAGGCUGGCUGCCUGUCACGCUACCACUGUUGCUAUCAUAUGUGAGAUAGAAAAGCCAUGUAUGGCUGAACUUCGACACUAAGCAGUCGGAUGCUGCAUGAGCUUUGGGAUACCAGCCUAACCUACUCUUCAACCGUGCAGCCCACUUUGUGGUUUAUGAUCAAUCUUCAAACAGCAAAAUCUUUGGGCAGGCAGAUGAAUAUCUCAGAGGUGUGAAAACAUAGCAUCAGUGCAUACAACACUCGGCACAUGAUUACAUUACUAACGUAGCAUUUUCAGAGUGCUAACCUUUGUUUAUCUAGAUUAAGGUGGUCUAUAAAGUGUGAAACCGUGUCCUGUCUCUUAAUUGGACCAGCUGUAAGCACUGUUUCUACAGCACUGCACGGGUCUGCUGAGGCAAAGUAUAGCCUUGUGUUUAAUGGCGGCUGUGUCCUUGGUUUGGCUAAAUUCACAGACUUGGUAGUGCUGUGCAUGUGUGUUACACAGUCCUGUUUGACGAUCUAAAUGUUAAAGGGAUGCUAAAGGCAGAAAUGAAGACAAGCUGAAUUGGUAAGGUAGUGUUCUGAAAUAACAAAUGCACCACUGUUGCAGAGAGCAGAGGCAAAAAAUCCCUUAGUGAGGGAAAAAAAAGGUUACGUAAAUGUGAAAGACAAGCAGUGCAGCCAUUUUGGAAAUGAAGAACCAGCUAUCGGUGAUGUAUCCGGUCCUUGUAGCAAGUUGUUGAAAGCAGUGGACGAUUGUAAAAUAAAAAAGCAAAUUAUAUAUUUCAUUUCGAAAUGAAGGAAUAUAUAAUUUGCCCGGUGAUGUACCCGGUCCUGACGGCAAUUGGUCAAAUGUAGUCAGCGGUUGUAAACAAAGUGCCAAUUAUGUUGCACUUAGCUAAAAAGGAAAUAGAAUUUAACUUGCCAACUAUUAUUGAAGUGUCUGACAGGGAAUCUCUGUGAGAUGGCCCCUUCAGUGUCAGAGAGAUUGCCAGCACAGAGCAGGAUUUCUACACCUCUCCAAAAAUGUAGAGGCCACAACUGAUAUGCAAUUAACCUCUAUUCAUGAACAAUUAAAAUUAAGGUAGACAUGUGUUGCCUUCAUUUGCAUUUUUCUCCACAACAGAGUUGUGUCUAACAUAGUACAAAUGUCAAGUGCUGGAAAUGCUGAAGUUGGGGCUAACUGAUAGGCACGCUUCGUCCUCUGGUAGCGCAUUUCAGUCAAUGAAAAGUCAAGUAAUUUUCAGAGCAUGACCUACCACUCCAGCUAGACUUAAUAUUUGCCUUUACUAUUACUUUAGAGAAUUUUCAUGCAUUAAAUAUGCCAGCCUUACAUUGCACUAAGAUUACUGAUAAGCUGUUGCUUAGUUUGUAAGAAGCGUCUCUAAGCUCGACACCGUCGUGGCGAGAAGUCGUCCUAUGAUGCAUUACACAAGUGUCUUGGUUGCCAUUUUGUUUAACCGAUUGUUGCCGAUGAUGCACUGUACUCAUUGCAUGUACCAUGAGGACCUUGUAUGAUGUCGUUGUCCGUUCAGAAAUACUGUGUCCACUUUCAGCAUUCUCCUUGUUUGCUCUCUAGGAGCUGGAGCUUGUGUGUGUUUGCUUGAGCAAAUGUGUCUGCACAGUAGCUAACCCACUGCAGACGAACAAAAAUCUAUUUAUUCCUUGGUCACAAAUUGGCAUACAUAAGUGCUCCAGAAGCUUUUUUAACUUUUGUUUUAGAAUUUUUUUUAAUCUAUUGUACAGAAAGGUCCUUGUUGUCUGGUAAACAAAAAAAGGGAGCGAGUGAGAAGAAGGAAAUAAAGUCUCUUUACAAGUGUA